AAUGCUCAGUUCAACUUGCACCGCUGCCGUUCGUGGACUCUCCACCACCGCCCAACUUUCAAAAAUUAAUAAUGUGACCAUUAUUGGUGCCGGACUCAUGGGAUCAGGAAUUGCUCAAGUGUCUGCUAACGCCAAGCUUAACGUGACAGUUGUGGAUAGCAAUCAAUCUGCUCUCGAAAAGGCUCAGCAAGGAAUUGCCAACAGUUUGAAGAGAGUUGCCAAGAAGAAGCACGCCGACGACGCAGCGGCUCAAACAGCUCUUGUCAGCUCAGUUUUGGACCGUAUCAAGAUGUCUACCAACGUCUCCGAUUCUGUCAAGGACGCUGAUUUGGUCAUUGAAGCCAUCGUGGAAAACAUUGAUAUCAAGAGAAAACUUUUUGCAGAGGUGGAGGUUGCUGCCAAACCAACUACUCUCAUUACCACAAAUACUUCUUCACUUCGCCUCGCCGACAUUGGGCUCAACUUGAAGGACAAGUCCCGUUUUGGAGGACUUCACUUCUUCAACCCUGUCCCAAUGAUGAAGCUUUUGGAAGUUGUUCGACACACUGAGACCUCCGAUGCAACCUUCAACCAACUCGUUGACUACGGAAAGACUGUCGGAAAGACCACUGUUGCUUGCAAGGACACGCCCGGAUUCAUUGUCAACCGUCUCUUGGUGCCUUACAUGUUUGAGGCUCUUCGACUUUACGAACGCGGCGAUGCUUCCAUGGAAGAUAUUGAUGUUGCCAUGAAACUCGGUGCUGGAUACCCAAUGGGACCAUUUGAGCUCAGUGACUACGUUGGACUUGACACUUGCAAGUUCAUCAUGGAUGGCUGGCACGCACAGUAUCCGGAAGAAGUCGCCUUCACUCCAAGCCCGCUUCUCAACUCGCUCGUUGACUCUGGAAAGAAUGGACGCAAGUCUGGAGAAGGAUUCUACAAGUACAAGUAGAAUGAUGAUUGCUAGCCGAAGAUACUCUUUUUGUAAAAAAAAAGUUUAAACUAUUCAUGUUUAGUGCUAUUUUUGAUUUUCUAUGGGUUUUUGAGUAACCACGAAAUAAACGUGUGACAUG
Caenorhabditis elegans is the source of this 1052-nucleotide messenger RNA. RefSeq names its product putative 3-hydroxyacyl-CoA dehydrogenase B0272.3. The record is from RefSeq and is marked reviewed. Gene Ontology annotation, cellular component: mitochondrial matrix. Bases 2 to 931 code for a protein of 309 amino acids. The transcript has 4 exons. Lineage: Eukaryota; Metazoa; Nematoda; Chromadorea; Rhabditida; Rhabditidae. Gene Ontology annotation, molecular function: oxidoreductase activity, acting on the CH-OH group of donors, NAD or NADP as acceptor; (3S)-3-hydroxyacyl-CoA dehydrogenase (NAD+) activity; NAD+ binding. Gene Ontology annotation, biological process: fatty acid metabolic process; fatty acid beta-oxidation.